Messenger RNA from Mitosporidium daphniae, 418 nucleotides. RefSeq lists its product as uncharacterized. The record is from RefSeq and is a predicted model, not a curated record. The transcript has a single exon. Lineage: Eukaryota; Fungi; Microsporidia. The annotation marks the transcript as partial.
GCUUACGGCCAUUGUACUUUUUGCGAUUGGUGCUAUUAUAUUUUCGAUCUUAAAAAUUGACCAGAAUCAAGAGAUUAUGAACUCAGGCUCCGUUUCUCCCUCUUUAGAUCGCGCAGAUUCAUCAGAUAAAAUUGCAGACCUUAAACCUUUAGAUGCCAACCAGCAGCAGGGAUCGAAAGCAGUUGAAAUUAUCAGCGUCACAUAUGGUGUGCCGUUAGAUGGUGCUGCGUUAAAUGUUGUAGUUUUAAAUGGGAUUUUCUCCAUUCUUCUUCUUUUGACAUCCAUUGUUAUAUAUUACCUCUUUAUUGUGUUAUCGAAAAUCGUCAUCUUUUGCGUGCAAUCUUCUUACAAUUUAAUUUCAUGUUCCUGUUGUGCAGCGAAACAGCUAAAGCGAUCAUCCUCAGGUUUUAUAUCUUGA